AUGCCUGAAGAUAAAAUGGAAAUUCGACUAGACGCGGAUGUCUUUCAUAAGAGAGCGAAACAUUUCCUUUCAAUUUGGAGGGUAAGUAAAAAACACCUCAAACUUGCAAAUUUUAACGCAAGAUUUGAGUCAUCGCAAAAUAAGGAAGCAAACGGCGAGCUUUUUCAAGGUGUAAAUUCAAUUCUUGUUGUAGUGGGAGAAAUCAUGGAAGAAUAUCCUUAUCAAAAAUCUACCGCGAUUCAGCAAUGGCUCUUAGGCUAUGAAUUCACCGACACUCUAAUCCUUUUUACUCAAGAUAAAAUUCAUUUCAUAGUAAAAGAAAAGAGAGCCGAAGUCUUUGAACAGCUGCGACAAGGAGAUCGACAAGUUCCUAUUGAAAUUCAUAAGCGAAGUAAAGAUCCAUCACAUAAUCAAACUCUUUUUGAACAAAUUAUUUCGAAGAUUUCUGAAGGAGAACAGAAACGCGUUGGAUUAUUAUUGAAAGAUAAGACAUCAGGAAGUUUCGUCCAAGAAUGGCAAAAUGUUUAUAAAAAUUUCAAAACAAAUUUUGAGGAAGUGGAUAUCGCUUCAGGAAUAGCUGCCGUCUUAGCUGUAAAAGAUGAUGAUGAACUGAAAACAACACGAAUGGCGUGCAAAAUAAGUACUGCGAUGAUGUAUCGGUUCAUUAAUGUGGUAUCUUCCGUUAUUGACGAAGAAAAGGAAAUAUCACAUGAGCAACUAUCGGAAGACAUAGAAAAUAUGUUAUAUACUAAAGAUGAAAAGUGGCUCACAAGUCAAAAAAGUCUUCAAGAUGUUGAUUUUAACCGGACAGACGUGUGUUAUGCUCCAAUCAUACAAAGCGGUGGUGUUUACGAUUUCAAACCUUCUGCCCAAUCCAAUACUGAUAAAUUGCAUGAUGGAACGAUUCUUUGUUCCCUGGGUGUUCGAUACAAAUCGUACUGUUCGAAUAUUGGCAGAACCAUUUUGAUAGAUCCAACUAAGGAACAAGAAAAAAAUUAUGAGUUUCUUUUGGAUAUACAAAGACGCACAUUAGAAUUGUUGAAGGACGGGCAAAAGAUCGGUGAUAUAUAUUCAAGAGUAAUGAAUUUUGUUAAGAAUAAACGUCCUGAUCUUGCUGAUAAAUUUGUUAAAAGCCUUGGACACGGAAUGGGAAUUGAGUUCAGAGAGUCUGCGUAUAAUUUGACUCAAAGGAAUACCAAAUAUCUCAAAGCCGGCAUGGUGUUAAAUUUGUUUAUUGGAUUUAUAGACCUUGAAAAUCCCAAAUCCACAGACGAAAAGAGCAAGACUUACUCGCUAUGGGUAAUAGAUACUGUCAAAGUCAGCAAUAGUUCUUCUCAGCUACUAACAGAAGGAAACAGGGCAUUAGAUAGUAUUUGCUUUUCUCUAAAAGAUGGUAACGAGAGUGAUCAUGAGGCAAAGAAAGAAAAUGAACAACCAAAAAAGCCUUUAGAGACCAAAAGAAACACUAAUAGAAAGAGUACGGUGUUGAGAACAAAAUUCCGAAGCGAAGAAAAGGAUGAUGAGUCACAAGACCAAAGGCGUAAGAAACAUCAAGAAGAAUUAGCAAUUCGAAAGCAAGCAGAUGGACUUGCUAGGUUCAGUGAAAAAUCAAACGAAAAAACCAGUCAACAUAAAGCCGUUUUUAGAUCAUUUGAAAGUUAUAAAAGGGACACAGCAUUACCGAAAGAAGUCAAGGAUUUGAAGAUUAUUGUAGAUUCAAAGAACGAAUCAAUUAUUUUACCGGUUUUUGGAUUUGCAGUCCCUUUCCAUAUAUCUACAUUGAAAAAUGUGAACAAGUCAGAAGAAGGAGAAUACGUUUAUCUGCGUUUAAAUUUUAUGACACCCGGUCAGGCGACAGGAAAAAAGGAAGAUAAUCCUUUUGAUGAUCCGAAUGCAAACUUUAUUAGGGCAUUCACCUAUCGAAGUACAGAUCCAUUACUAUCUGAGAUUUAUAAAAAAAUUAUUGAACUCAAAAAAGCAGCUGCCAAAAGAGAGACCGAAAGGAAGGAGAGGGAAGAUUUGGUAGAUCAAGGGAAGCUGGUUGAGAUGAAAGAUAAUAAACUUCCAGCAGGUCGGAGGCCUACACACCGUUUAUCGGACGUGUUUGUACGACCCGGUCUAGAAGGAAAGCGCGUUCCUGGUGAACUCGAGAUUCACGAAAACGGAUUAAGGUAUCAUUCACACCGUACCACCCAAAAAUUAGAUAUUUUGUUUAGCAAUAUUAAACACUUGUUCUUCCAACCAUGUGACAAUGAGCUUAUUGUACUAUUGCAUAUACACCUUAAUAAUCCUAUCAUUCAUGGCAAGAAAAAGACCAAGGACAUACAGUUUUACCGUGAAGCGUCAGAUGUUCAAUUUGAUGAAACAGGCAAUCGAAAGCGGAAAUAUCGUUAUGGUGAUGAAGAUGAGCUUGGGGCCGAACAAGAGGAACGGCGUAGAAGAACAUUGCUAAACAAAGAAUUCAAGAAUUUUGCCGAAAAGAUCGCAGAAUUGAGCGAAGGGAGUGUUGAAGUCGAUAUUCCAUUCCGUGAAAUUGGCUUUCAAGGCGUUCCUUUCAGAACUAAUGUUCUGUUACAACCCACAACUGAAUGUCUUGUUCAUCUUACGGAUCCACCAUUCUUGGUAGUACCACUAGCAGACAUCGAAAUCGCACAUCUAGAACGAGUUCAGUUUGGAUUAAAAAAUUUCGAUCUUGUGUUUAUUUUUAAAGAAUAUUCUCGUCCUCCUGUUCAUAUAAACACUAUCCCAAUGAACAAACUAGAAAAUGUUAAAGAUUGGUUAGACUCUGUGGAUAUAAACUUUUACGAAGGCCCCCAAAAUUUAAAUUGGGCUCAAAUCAUGAAAACGAUCAAUUCGGAUCCAGCCGAUUUUUUCGAACAGGGAGGGUGGUCAUUUUUAAAAUUACACAAUGAGAACGAAGAUUCUGCUGCAUCUUCGGACUCUGCAAGUGAAUACAUGCAAAGUGAGGAUUCUUAUGAGGAAAGUUCUAGUGACGACAGUAGUCUUGAUGAAGAUGCAUCCGAUGUUUCUUCUGGUUCAGAAUCUGAGGAAAGUGAUGAAUCAGCCCCAGAUUGGGAUGAGCAUGAAGAAAAGGCUCGCAGGGCUGACGAACGCAAACACGGAACAAACCGUGGUGAUGAAUCCGAAGACGAUCGUGGAAAGAGCAAAAAGUAUCGUCGUUAA
Molecule: messenger RNA, 3183 nt
Organism: Dentiscutata erythropus
Lineage: Eukaryota; Fungi; Glomeromycota; Glomeromycetes; Diversisporales; Gigasporaceae
Source: the annotation of a GenBank genome assembly